AAUCUAGACUUGUGCGCAAUCGUGUGUGAACUGCUUGCACUAUCUAAAAGAUACCCGAUCUUAUAUAAAUACCAACCAUUUGGCAGCUCUUGGUAUCAACAUCCAUUUCCUUGGAUUCUUCUAUCUAAUUAAAUGGCGAGUGCUGAGGUUCCAAAGCAAUCAGCAAAAUGGUUGUCAUCGUCCUCUUCAAGGUUCAAAACCAAGAAUCUUAAACUAUCAAGCAUCCCUAGCCGUCUUAAAAGAUCGUUUUCAUCUUCUUCUUCUUCUUCUUUGGGUACACCGAGAAAUACUACAACUCCACCGUUGUCACCCCUUCGAGAUAAUAUUUUGUCUGCGAAAGAAAGAAAUGGUAGAAUUAACAGUAACAAAGAAGACAGGUUUAAAGAAGUUUUUCGUUAUUUUGAUGGAGAUGGUGAUGGGAAGAUAUCGAGUUUAGAACUACGUUCUUACUUUGAGUCGAUAGGAGAGUAUCUGUCACACGAUGAAGUUCAGAGUGUGAUAAAUGAUCUCGAUAGUGAUGGAGACGGUUUAUUAGGCUUCCAAGAUUUUAUGGUUUUGAUGAUGAAACAACCAUCAUCACCACCAUCGUCAAAUGGUGCUAGUGGUAGUAGUACUUCAGUAGUAGUAGAUGAUAACGUUGAAGAUCUGAAAAUGGCGUUUGAGAUGUAUGAAGCUGAGAAAGGGUGUGGAUGCAUAACACCAAAGAGCUUGCAACGCAUGUUAAACCGGCUUGGCGAGGACAAAUCUUACCAACAGUGUGUUUCCAUGAUACAAUGUUUUGAUCUUGACAAAAAUGGAACACUUGAUUUCCAUGAAUUUCAUCAGAUGAUGGUUUAAUUAUCCGAAAAGGCUUUUAAUUAUCUCUAUGUAUUUAGUGCAAGUUCUAUAUUUAUAGAUAUGGUGCAUCAUUUUCAAAAGAUAAGCUUAAUCUAUUGAAAUAAUGCAAGAUCGGUUGGAUUCCAGUAACAACUCUGGAAAAACCACUUACCAGUUACCAAAAAA
This is a messenger RNA of Papaver somniferum (opium poppy), 1002 nucleotides long. Its product is annotated as probable calcium-binding protein CML41. Gene Ontology annotation, molecular function: calcium ion binding. Bases 133 to 837 code for a protein of 234 amino acids. The record is from RefSeq and is a predicted model, not a curated record. NCBI's taxonomy places the organism in Eukaryota, Viridiplantae, Streptophyta, Magnoliopsida, Ranunculales, Papaveraceae. The transcript has a single exon.